UCACUUGCAUCCUUGGGAAAACCCUAGCUAACCGCCAUCGACCAACCCUAGGGACAUCUCUCCGCCACUGCCGCCAAGAUGCAGAACAAAGAGGGACAAAACAUGGAUCUCUACAUCCCCAGGAAAUGACUCAUCACCUCGAAGGAUCACGCCUUGACAAGCUGUCCAUUUUUUAUACCUUGGAUGGAAUUCGCAUUGGUUGCGGUGAGAUAAGGCAGAAAAGGAGACCCCAAAAUCGGAAUCGGAACUGGAAUCGAGUGGUCGACAAGGUUAGAGAAUGACGGCAAAGUCGAUGAUGACGGACGAUGGAGGCUUCAUCAUAGUCGGUGAGAGAAGAGAGUGGAGAGGAAAUUCCUUUUGAAAUUGAAAUUGAAAUGAAAUUGAAAUACACGGUUUUACUCUUAUGAAUUAUUUCCGUGAAAUACAUGUAUUUCACUUAAAUUUAAUUACCUUUUAUUAAUAUAAAAACAAAUAAUGAUAUUGAAUUUCA
Rubroshorea leprosula is the source of this 490-nucleotide messenger RNA. The record is from the annotation of a GenBank genome assembly. Lineage: Eukaryota; Viridiplantae; Streptophyta; Magnoliopsida; Malvales; Dipterocarpaceae.